Rhineura floridana is the source of this 3983-nucleotide messenger RNA. RefSeq names its product receptor associated protein of the synapse (gene RAPSN). Gene Ontology annotation, molecular function: protein-membrane adaptor activity; acetylcholine receptor binding. Gene Ontology annotation, biological process: chemical synaptic transmission. Gene Ontology annotation, cellular component: synapse. NCBI's taxonomy places the organism in Eukaryota, Metazoa, Chordata, Lepidosauria, Squamata, Rhineuridae. The record is from RefSeq and is a predicted model, not a curated record. Bases 492 to 1595 code for a protein of 367 amino acids. The transcript has 8 exons.
UCAAUCAAGCUGCCCUCUCUGGAACUCCGUCUGCCAUUCAGACCAGCAACUUACUCCGGUGUAAUGCGCUGUGGAGCGCAACCAUCCUCUGCUACCACUGUUGGCUUGUGUGCGUUGUUGUGUGAAACAGCAUACAUUACGUUGGAGUUAAGUUGAGCAAGAAACUUCUUCAGAGCAUGUUAAGAGUCUUUAUUGAAAGACAUUAAGGCCAGAGGCUUAAGAGUAAAUACAUGUAGAGAUUCUUCAGUCACCCCCCUUCUGGUACAUCUCUCUCCAUAGAUAAACACAAAAUGACAGCCUCUCAGCUCAGAGGCAUAAUUCAGAAGAAGAAACACACAGACUCUGUGAGAACUUUCCCAGUCGCUAUCAGAUGGCUACCAUAGCAACGGCCCUAGCCGUCCGUUCCCAGACAGGGCAUAGACAUAACUCCCCCUUAACCACAGUUACGUCUUCACACUUGCAGGCUUCAUGGAAAACUACUAGAGACAGUAAUGCCUACUGGUCACCAGCCCAACAAGCACAUGCAAAAGAUCUGGAUGAUGAGCAAUUUUGCAGUUGUGCAGAUUGACACAGCCCGGGAGCUGGAAGAUCCAGACUACCUUGCAGAGAGCUACCUGAAUCUGGCACGGAGCAAUGAGAAGCUCUGUGAAUUCCAAAAAACCAUAUCCUAUUGUAAGACUUGCCUGAACAUGCAAGGAACCACAAUGAGCCUGCAACUCAAUGGCCAAGUCAGCCUCAGCAUGGGCAAUGCCUACCUUGGUCUCAGCAUCUUCCAGAAGGCUCUGGAGUGUUUUGAGAAAGCCCUACGCUACGCACACCACAAUGAUGACAAGAUGCUUGAGUGCCGUGUCUGUUGCAGCUUGGGCAAUUUCUACACACAACUCAAGGACUAUGAGAAAGCCCUGUUCUUCCCAUGCAAGGCAGCUGAGCUGGUGAACGAUUAUGGAAAGGGCUGGAGUCUAAAGUACCGAGCAAUGAGUCAGUACUACAUGGCUGUGGCCUAUCGGAAGCUGGGACGCUUGGCUGAUGCAAUGGAAUGCUGCGAGGAGUCAAUGAAGAUUGCCCUUCAGCAUGGAGAUCGUCCUUUGCAGGCACAAUGCCUUCUCUGCUUUGCUGAUAUCCACCGCAGCCACGCAGAUGUACAGACAGCAUACCCACGCUAUGAUUCCUCAAUGAGCAUCAUGACCGAGAUUGGAAACCGUCUGGGACAGAUUCAGGUGCUCUUGGGUGUGGCCAAGUGCUGGGUUAUUCAGAAGGAACUGGACAAGGCGCUAGCAAGCCUUGAGAAGGCUCAUGAGCUUGCAGAAGGGCUAGGAAACAAGCUUGGACUGCUGAAGAUUCACUGCCUGUGUGAAGGGAUCUAUCGCACAAAGGGGCAGCAGCGGGAGCUCCGCAAACAUGUGGUUAAGUUUCAUGAAUGUGUGGAAGAAAUGGAGCUUUACUGUGGCAUGUGUGGUGAAUCUAUUGGAGACAAGAACCACCAGCUCCAGGCAUUGCCCUGCUCCCACGUCUUCCAUAUAAAAUGCCUCCAGACCAACAGGACACGCGGCUGCCCCAAUUGCCGGCGCUCAUCAGUUAAACCAGGAUUUGUGUGAUCUGUUGAAUCCAUGGUUAAAGCUCAUUUGAUAGUUUCCAAGUAGCUGGAAUAUUACAGGCUCAUGGUAUGGAGAGGGAGGAAUCCAAUGUGUAGGUAGAGGGCCUGCUGCAGAAUGGAUGCAACACGUGGACCUACUUCUCUGCUACCCAAUGUUUCACAUAUCUGAGUUGUGGACAUCUGGAGUCCUGACAUCUCCUUCCUCAAAGCCAGUUAUCACAUCUGAUAUGUCACUUCUGUUUCUUGAAGUGAGUUGGUUAGCAUGGCCUCCCAUGAUCCCAGUCCUGUCAUGUUCAGCUGCUUCUGAUAGCUUCCACCAGGGCCAAUUCUGACACUGAUACCACACACCUUAAUUUUUUUUAUUCAUUCCUCAUGGGAAACAAAAUGAUCAUGGCAACAUACUGUUUCUUGGAUGAUGCAGCUCUGUUUUCUUGUAUCUGUGGAGAGCCACCAGUCCCUUUCCAAGUAUUGCUGUAAGAUACUUUCUCUUAACAUUGUGAUCUAGGUUCUUUCUCAUAACACAUACUGGGUGCCUAGCAGCAGUUCCCUAUAUAUGCUUUGGAAAAUUAAUGGAAUCCAUAGUAUAAAAUAGGGUCCUUUGAUGAGCUCACCUAGCUUAUCAAAUUCAACCUUCUUUCACCUUGGAAUGUUCAGAUCUGUGAUGUCUCCCACCUGUCUUUCAGCAAUGUGCUUCAGGAGGGGGGGGUGUCUGCUUUCAGUGUAAAGGUGCAUACUUGGGACUCUUCCCAGAGUACUGGAUUCCUUUGGCCUGUGAUCCACUCUGUUCUGUUCCCACAGAACAUUCAUUUGCUGCAUGGACUACAAAGGAACAGCCUCUCAGGCCAGGGUGGGAGAAGGUCUUGGGGAAAAGGUUUUGUUUUAUUUCUUUGCCAUAGUAUUGUGACGUUAUAUAGACAGAAGCAGUAAUCUGUCUGCAAUUAUGUUGUCAGCAGUAUAUUUAUACUUUCUGUAAACUGGUAUACUGGAAUCAAUAAAGGCAUAUCAGCCCACAGUUCAGUGUCUUCAAAUUAACUUGACACAACUGUCUUCCUCCACCUAUCCCUUCACUAAUUAAAAGAAAAGUAGACAAACCAUUGCUAACCCAGUAAUACAUGCUAUGGUUAGCAUCUUAUUUAUUUUUUUAACAAAAUUUAUAAACUGCUUGAAUGUAAAGACCUCUAAGCAGUUUAAACAUUAAAGUGAUCAAUAAAAUAGUUAAACAAGUAAUUUAAAACAUAUUUAAAACAAUUAAAACAGGUACUAACUAAAAACAUUAAAAUAAAUCAACUUCUAUGUAUCUGGAAAAGCUUGCCUAAAUAGAAAAGUUUUAUCAGGCACCAAAAGGAAAAUAGCGAAGGCGUCUGCCUGGUGUCAGCAGCCAGGGAGUUCCAAAGAGUAGGUGCUGUCACACUAAAAAAACAAUUUCUUACAAGUGCAGAACAAGUAUUAUGUGGCACCUGUAACAGUGCCUGUUCUGCAGAAUGAAGUGCUUGAGUGGGCACAUACAGGGUGCGGCAGUCUCACAAGUAAGCUUAUUUAUUUAUGUGUUGUUGCAUUUCCUGUUUGUUUUUUGUUCAUAUCAAACCAAGAGAAUAGGAGGAAUGGGUGAACAUAGGUUUUAAAUAGCUUCAUUUUUAAUGUCAGACCUAUUUGAGGGCAGCAGGAAAAGACUUGUGAGCAAUCUUAAAUGCUGGUGGGGUGUGUGUGAUGAGUAUGUUUGACAGGGUUUCUGUGGAUUUCUUAUGCUCUGCAAAAUCACAGGAGACUUUGCAAGAAUUCUUUUUUGGUACCAGCUCAGCCCAGCUCUUUUUAGUUUAUAGCAAGCUGAGGAGAUUGGGGUGGGGGACAGAGAGAAAAAAAAAGAUUGUGGGUGGUAUUCAAUGCUAGUCCUACUCAGAGUUAGACCCACUGAAGUUAAUAAACGUGACUAACAUAGGUUCAUUAAUUUCAAGUGGUCUACUCUGAAUAGGACUCGGGGACUUCCCAGGAGGAUCGCUCCGCCUGUGCUGCCUCUGGGACAGGCUCCCGUCUUGGUGGAAACUUUUUCAGUUUUAAAACCAGUCAGAAGGGCUUUUUGACCGGGGAAAAUUUCUUCCGGAUAAGGAAGAAACGUAGAGAUUUUCCACAGAGCUUUGUUGUGUUUGUUGGAGGCUGGAAUUCUGCGAAAGAAGGUCUUCCAGCAGCUCGGACGGAGCUAGGAUUUCCAACCAGCUCAACUGAUUAAGUGAGACUUUUUUUUUCUUCAAAGAAAAAUGGAUUAACAGGCAAGCAUUCUCCUGUCUUUUCUCAUUAUUUUGUUAUCAAUACAGCUAAAGAGAUUUGUCAAAGAACCAGCAAUUAAGAAACCCUGGGUGAGUCAUAGCUUUCUCUUUUAUUCACGGAGCUAAGG